AUGGCCGGGGACAGACUCCCACGCAAAGUGAUGGAUGCUAAGAAGCUGGCCAGCCUCCUGAGGAACGGGGCCGAGGGCACCUUGGUCAUUGACAGCCGCUCCUUCGUGGAGUAUAACUCCUGGCACGUCCUCAGCUCUGUCAACAUCUGCUGCUCCAAGCUGGUCAAGAGGCGGCUUCAGCAGGACAAAGUCUGCAUCACGGAGCUCAUCCAGCCAGCCUCCAAGAUGAAGGUGGAGGCGGAAGAGCACCAGGACGUGGUGGUCUAUGACCAGAGCACACGGGACGUGAGUGGCUUGGCUGCCGACAGUUUCCUCUCCAUCCUCCUGGGCAAGCUGGACAGCUGCUUCCACAACGUCUCCAUCCUCACAGGGGGCUUUGCCACCUUCUCCUCUUGCUUCCCAGGACUCUGCGAAGGGAAACCAGCUGCCAUCUUGCCAAUGAGCAUCUCCCAGCCGUGCUUGCCAGUGGCCAAUGUUGGCCCCACCCGCAUCCUGCCUCAUCUCUACCUGGGCUCCCAGAAAGAUGUCCUAAACAAGGACCUGAUGACUCAGAAUGGAAUAAGCUACGUCCUCAACGCCAGCAACUCCUGCCCCAAGCCAGACUUCAUCUGUGACAGUCACUUCAUGCGCAUUCCUGUCAAUGACAACUACUGUGAGAAGCUGCUUCCCUGGCUGGACAAGUCCAUUGAGUUCAUCGACAAGGCCAAGGUAUCCAGCUGCCAAGUGAUCGUGCACUGCUUGGCAGGGAUCUCCCGAUCAGCCACCAUUGCCAUCGCCUACAUCAUGAAGACCAUGGGCAUGUCUUCAGACGACGCCUACAGGUUUGUCAAAGAUCGGCGCCCAUCCAUAUCGCCCAACUUCAACUUCCUGGGCCAGCUCCUGGAGUACGAGAGGAGCCUGAAGCUCCUCAAGGCCUUGAAGGCCCAAGGUGAUAGGAGUGAGGGGGAUGCCCAGCCAGACCCGGCUGAAGUGCCUGAGAGCAACAGGCACCUGAAGCUUUCUACCUCAGAAAAGGCCGAGGACAUAUCGAAAAGCACAAGCUUGGCACCCUCCCGCAGUGAGCCAGCAGGAGCUCCCAAAAUUGUCUCACCCACAGCACUACAGCAAGGACUCAACGGCCUACACCUGUCCUCGGAGCGCAUCCAAGACACCAACCGGCUAAAGCGCUCCUUCUCCCUGGACAUCAAAUCAGCCUACUCCCCCGGCCUGAGGCAGGACACCCCAGGCCCCGCUGACACCGGGGAAGCCCCCAAACUUUGCAAGCUGGACAGCCCUUCUGGACCUAACGGCUUGUGCCAGUUCUCGCCCAUGCCAGAUAGUCCCGACUGGCCCAGUGGGCCGGACUUCCUGCUAGAAGCCAAGGUGAGGCAGAGGCGGAAACAUAGGCAUCAGGCGGGCUCCCCUGCCCACGGGAUGAGCCUCAAUUUCAGCGGGGUGUGUGCCAUGCACAAAAGCACCAGUGUGGAGGACAAUCUCAAGCAGACACUGCGGCUGAGCCUCCCUGGUGUGGGACAGCAGCCCACACAGCCAGCUGCGACACCAAACUCGGCCGGCGGAGGGGGGGUAGGCGCCUGGGGUGUGCAUUUGGAAUCACCCAGCACCCCAUCGUCGGAGAACCCCUGGUACUUUGGCACAGACUCAGCGGUGGGCAGCGGCAGCGGCGGAGGGAGCGGGGCCUUGUUUGCCAGUGCUGCCUCGUACUCCUCGUUCAGCUGCAGCACCCUGCAGGGCAGCUGCGAGAUCAGGUUGAGGGACAAGCAGAGGGUGGAGCAGAGGGACGGGCGGCACAGCUGGCACGAGGAUGCCGCCGCGGAGAAGCAGUUCAAGAGGAGGAGCUGCCAGAUGGAGUUCGAGGAGACCAUGUCAGAGGGCAGGUCCCGGGAAGACCUGGGCAAAAUAGGCAAACAGUCUAGCUUUUCGGGCAGCAUGGAGAUCAUUGAGGUGUCCUGA
Messenger RNA from Emys orbicularis (European pond turtle), 1950 nucleotides. RefSeq names its product dual specificity phosphatase 8 (gene DUSP8). Gene Ontology annotation, molecular function: MAP kinase tyrosine/serine/threonine phosphatase activity; MAP kinase tyrosine phosphatase activity; protein tyrosine/threonine phosphatase activity. The record is from RefSeq and is a predicted model, not a curated record. Gene Ontology annotation, cellular component: cytoplasm. The transcript has 6 exons. Gene Ontology annotation, biological process: negative regulation of MAPK cascade; protein dephosphorylation. Lineage: Eukaryota; Metazoa; Chordata; Testudines; Emydidae. Bases 1 to 1950 code for a protein of 649 amino acids.